Molecule: messenger RNA, 4372 nt
Organism: Zalophus californianus (California sea lion)
Lineage: Eukaryota; Metazoa; Chordata; Mammalia; Carnivora; Otariidae
Gene: MIER1
Product: MIER1 transcriptional regulator
Exons: 15
Coding region: 22-1635 (537 amino acids)
Biological process (GO): negative regulation of transcription by RNA polymerase II
Cellular component (GO): nucleoplasm
Molecular function (GO): transcription corepressor activity; histone deacetylase binding
Source: RefSeq, a predicted model, not a curated record
GGCUCCGGCUGAGGCUCGGGAAUGUUUGCCGGGCGUCAUGGAGACGGAGGAGCCCGGGCUCAACAAGCGGCCCCGCGGUUGGCUGGCGGCUGGAGACCGAGGAGGAGGGCGGAGGCGGAGGGGAGGGCAGAGGGUUGGUGGAGCAAAAGGAAGCUCCGGACGACGACUAGAAAAAGGAGGCGGGCGGCCAGGGCCCCAGGCCCCUCCCAGGUUCUGAGUCUCCCCGGCUGCAGGCGGAUGGAUGAGGCUCCUUCAGGCGGUGGCGGCAGCAGUGAAGGUGGCGGCGGCAGCAGCGGCAGCGGCUAUGGUGUGGUGGCUCGAUUCUCCCAGUGCCUGGCUGAGUUUCGGACGUGGUUAAGAACCAACUGGUUGAGGUUCAAUGCAGACAAGACGGAUGUGAUGCUGAAAAUGUGCAUCAGAUGUUUAUGUUUAAUUGGUUUACAGACUGUCUGUGGACUCUUUUCCUGUCAAAUUACCAGCCAUCUGUUGAGUCUUCGAGUCCAGAAAUGGAUGAAAUAUUUGACUGCCCAUGAAAGUACAGGAGGUUCAGCAACAUCAGAUGACCAUGAAUUUGAUCCAUCAGCUGACAUGCUGGUUCAUGAUUUUGAUGAUGAACGAACAUUAGAAGAGGAAGAAAUGAUGGAAGGAGAAACAAACUUCAGUUCUGAAAUAGAGGAUCUUGCAAGGGAAGGAGACAUGCCAAUUCAUGAACUUCUCAGUCUUUAUGGUUAUGAUAGUACUAUUCGACUACCUGAAGAAGAUGAGGAGGAGGAAGAAGAGGAAGAAGAAGGAGAAGAUGAUGAAGAUGCUGAUAAUGAUGAUAACAGUGGCUGUAGUGGGGAAAAUAAAGAAGAGAAUAUAAAGGACUCAUCAGGUCAAGAGGAUGAAACUCAGUCUUCCAAUGAUGAUCCGUCACAAUCUGUUGCUUCUCAAGAUGCCCAAGAAAUAAUCCGCCCACGUCGAUGUAAAUAUUUUGAUACUAAUAGCGAAAUAGAAGAAGAAUCUGAAGAAGAUGAAGAUUAUAUUCCAUCAGAAGACUGGAAAAAGGAGAUUAUGGUGGGCUCCAUGUUUCAAGCAGAGAUUCCAGUUGGCAUUUGUAGAUACAAAGAAAAUGAAAAAGUGUAUGAAAAUGAUGAUCAGCUCCUGUGGGACCCUGAGUACUUACCGGAAGAUAAAGUGAUUGUAUUUCUUAAGGAUGCAUCUAGAAGAACAGGUGAUGAGAAAGGUGUAGAAGCAAUUCCUGAAGGAUCUCACAUAAAAGACAAUGAACAGGCAUUAUAUGAGUUGGUUAAAUGCAAUUUUGACACAGAAGAAGCAUUGAGAAGAUUAAGAUUUAAUGUAAAAGCGGCUAGAGAGGAAUUAUCUGUUUGGACAGAAGAAGAGUGUAGAAAUUUUGAACAAGGGCUAAAGGCCUAUGGAAAGGAUUUUCAUUUGAUUCAGGCUAAUAAAGUUCGAACAAGGUCAGUUGGUGAAUGUGUAGCAUUCUAUUAUAUGUGGAAAAAAUCUGAACGUUACGAUUUCUUUGCUCAGCAAACACGGUUUGGAAAAAAGAAAUAUAAUCUUCAUCCUGGUGUAACAAAUAAUGUUCACACACGAACUACAGGCAAUCUGUCGUCACCAGCAGUAAGAACAUAAGAAUUGCCAUGCUGGGUCAGACCCAUGGUUCAUCCAGUUUUCUCUUUCAGAAAGCAUCACCAAGGGAAGUGUUGUGGGCUGGCUUAGUUGGUCCUCUGUGCUGUCAAGCUCAACAGGUUAGGUAGGGAUGUGCUGCCAAACAUUUGAGUUUCUUUAAUAAUCUCUCCAUAGCUUCUGGAAACUUUUUGAAGAUCCUUAUAUCUGUAACCUUGAUUCCUCUUAAGGUUAAGUAUUCAGUAGGUGGAGUAGCUGCAGUUAAAAGUAAUCCCAUAUUAUCUCUUCUUUCAUGCUUUAAGAUUUUUACAGUGGUCCCCUGGUAUAAUGGUAGGAAGUGAACAAAUGGGUUUUUGUCCCCCUAGGCGAGAAUAUGGUGGUUUUUGUAGGCUUCAGUUAUGUCCCCUGUAGGUGUUUCAUAAAGUUUUGUUGUUUUUUUUUAACUGACAGAACUGUAAUGUUUUAUUCCUAUUUAUCCCUUUUAGCUGUGCUACAUCUUCUAUAAGAAGCUGUGACCAGACUAUAAUUAUUGCCCAAACAGGGAGAAAUUGUGGUUUUCUAUAAACAUGGAGAUUCUUUUCAGUUUGCUUUCAGGACCUCCUCCUGUUUUUAGUUGCACUUCCAGUGCACAAAACAUUGUUAUUGUUAUAAGACAGAAAUUUGAGUUUUUUCAUCUUCCUUUUUUAGUCAAAAUCCAUAGUUAGAGCACAUUGUCCUGAAAGUUAUUUGUUCAUUUUUCAGUUAUAUUUUUACCUUCCAUUUGUUCACCAGAAUGAAGGACAUUUGCCAUUUUUAUGCCUUAUAAACAACCUUUGCAAAGAUCUUCCUGCAGAUUUUCUCUAGUUAAUACCUGGAAGAACUGGUAGCCAUAUGCGAAUUAGAGACUUUUACUGUAACAGCCUUGCAAAUAAUUUUUUUUUUUUUUAAAGUAAAAGUUAACCCAUCAUAACUCUGGUUAUCUGAAUGCUACUCCGACCUCCUGGAUGGCCCACCUGACUCUUCUUCCUUACUCAUUGUGGAUGCCAUUAAUCCUUAAGAAACGAUAAUUCUUUUACAGUAUCAUUGCAGUAUCUAGUCAAUUCUAGCUUCCUUUGCUUGGCUUUUCACAUCCUCCAUUAUCCAUCCCUACCAUACCAAAUUUAUUUCCAACAAUUCCUCAUCAUGUAUCAUCUGUUCUUAUUAGUCCUAGCCUCUGAAAUUCCUUUGCAUUCAUACUCAUUUGUAUUUCCAUGUGCUUCAAAUUUGUUACAUAAUUGUUCUGGAAUUAUGAUAAAUGGCAUAAAGCUGGAGGGGGGACUAAAACACUAUUUAAUUCUAUUCAUAGGCAAGGAAAAUGAGGCCUAGAAUGGUAAAUUGAUUAGCUCAUGGUUAUAUACGUUUCUUUGAUAAUGUGUUUUGUACCUCAGACUGUUGAAAGCUUCAAGUCCCUAUAUUUAUUAUAUCCUCAUAUCCCAGGGGACAGUGUGAUCAUGUAGUUUGAUAUUAUAGCUACAGUUAAUAGUUUGUUGUAGACUAUUGCCACACUUUCAGUAAAAUCCUAAGCCUUUCCACUGUUUCCUUCUUACACACAUUCUUACUUACCUGUUCAGAAAUUCUAAGGAUUUGUCUUAGUAUUUCUAUUACAAUUAUUCUGAGGGAAUUUUAAAGUAAUGGCUUUAUGGUUUUUUUUUUUUUUUUUUUUUUUUUGAGCUUCUAUUCUGUGCCAUGCACAACUUAGGCACAGGUGCUGCAGUGGUGAACAAAAAGAUUAAAAUUCCUGCCUUUGGGGCAUGAGUCCAGCACUGGUAUCAGCAGAGUUUCUCCCUAAAGAGCUAGAGUAAAUAUUUUUGGCUUUGCAGGCCUUUGGUUCUCUUGCAACCACCCAGCUCUGCUGUUGUGCAAAAGCAGUCAUAGAUACUAUGUAAAUGAGUGGAUGUGGCUAUGUCCCAUCAAAAUACUAUUCACAAAACUGGUGACCAGCCCACAAGCCAUAGUUUGCUGACCUUUAUUCUAAUGACUUAAUAGCACUUCAUAGUUUACAAAAACACUUCCCUACACACGUCUUGUGCAACAACUCUGUGUGGUAGAUACAUACAUGAUGUUCUAGGUAAAGACACUAAACCUCAGAGAUAAGUAUUUUAGCCCAGCUCUUCUAACCCCAACCCAAAGUCACUUAAUACAGCUGUCCUCCCAUGCCAUAUAGUUCAGGAAUAACUUAGGGAAGAAGUGAGUUCACCUCUAAUGGUAUGCUGGCAGACAAAGCCAGCAGAUAAGCUCAGGAAUUUAGCCUUUUAUGGCUCAGAUCUAGCAGAAAGGUAAUAACAGAAGAUACCCAGGAAAGUUCAGGGAAGUGAUUCACUGGUAGGCCCUGAUUUGUCUUCCAGGUGUUGCUAUAGCCAUCACAUAGUCGUUAGGAGCUUUAAAAUUUCAGUCUUUCUUUGUGCAGAAAUUGUUCUGUACUUCUGAUUGGUACCAUCCCUCUCUUCACUUACAGAACCACUGAUUUUAAUUGGGCCACUCUGAGCACUUGCCUAUAGUUUUAAAAGUUUUAAAACUUCCUAUAGGUAUCUAAAAUUUGCUAGCUUAAAGCCCUUAUACAUUUUUCCAACAAACAUGUAACCAAAAGGAGCUUUCCAUUUAAAUGUUCAGAUCCUGGUGGGGUAGAUGAGGCACUGGAAUGAAUGUAAGUGAAAAUUAGGACAUAUUUAAUAAAGCCUUCUAAAUUUAACCUCAAUUUUAAUUUUCAGCUUUUUUUAAUAUAAGA